Molecule: messenger RNA, 3740 nt
Organism: Heterotrigona itama
Lineage: Eukaryota; Metazoa; Arthropoda; Insecta; Hymenoptera; Apidae
Source: the annotation of a GenBank genome assembly
UUUCAUAUAGAGGUUUUUUGAAGCUAAGAUUUUAUAUUUGGAAUCGUUUUAUAUCGUAUAUUACCCUCCAAAUUUCACUCGUUUUCAUUGCGUUUUAUUCGCAAUAUUAAAAAUUUAUCUUAACAAUUUAAAUACUUGCAUCAAAUCUUUUGCAUUUUGUGAACUAUAAUUGGAAAAGAAAGAAAAUAUUUACAGAAACAAAUUUUUUAAAAAUUUUCUUGAAACUUUGUUGUACCAUAAAUUCAUAUGCUAACUAAAUGAAAUGGGCAAAACAUGAUAUAUUGCGGAACACCGAAGUUAUGCCAUGUGCAUGUGUAUGUAACCUCAACGUCAAAUAUUAAACAAUGGAAGGAAAUUGGAAAUCUCGUGUUAUUCUCGAGGAAUAUGGUAUACCGAACGAAUUCACAAUUCAAGUUGUAAGAGAGUCAGAAGAUGAACGAGAGUUAGAAUUUGACUUGAUAGGUUAUCCUGUUGGUUUUGCCAAUGCAUUUCGUAGAAUUCUUUUAAGCGAAGUACCAACUAUGGCCAUAGAAAAGGUUUAUAUUGUAAAUAACACAAGUGUAAUUCAAGAUGAAGUUCUAGCUCACAGGUUGGGUUUAAUACCACUUCGAGCUGAUCCAAGAUUAUUUGAGUAUCCUUCUAAUAAAGAUGAAGAUGAAGUUAGUGAUCAAGAUAGUCUAAGAUAUGAACUUAAAAUAUCCUGUACUUGGAAUCCACAAGCACCUAAAGAUUCUAGAAGAACAAAUGAUAUAUACAGAAAUAGCAAUGUAUAUAGCAAAGACAUUAAAUGGGUUCCCAUUGGACGUCAAGAAGAACUUUAUCCUCGAGGAGCGGAACAAUUAGGUGUUCUAGAAAAAGAUAUUUUAAUAUGUAAAAUGCGCCCCGGUCAAGAAAUUCAUCUUUUCAUGCAUGCAGUGAAAGGAAUUGGGAAAGAUCAUGCUAAAUUUUCUCCCGUAGCUACUGCAUCGUAUAGACUAUUACCAGAUAUACAACUAACAAAACCUGUUAGAGGAGAAAUGGCAGAUCGUUUGAAAAACUGCUUUAGCGUCGGUGUUAUAGAAGUAAUUGAAACUAAACCAGGUGAUUUAGAUUCCCGUGAAGCAAGGUUUGUAGCUUUAGAAUUACGGAUAAUGGGACUAGGAAUUUUACGAUGGAAAAUAUUAUUGAUUAUUGUAUCAGUUUUACUUCUUUGGCAAUCCUCGAAAGUGUGGUUGAGUUUCACUCAAGAGAAAUCUGGCAUAGAAGCACAGCUUCAGGACAACCAGGUGGUAACGUUAAACCAAAAAGAUGAUGAGAGUAAGCAAAAAGUUCAUAUAGCAGUAUAUUAUGAAGCACUAUGUCCAGAUUCUCGCAGUUUUUUCAUAAAACAGUUAUUGCCAAUGUAUCACAAAAUUCCAGAUAAUGUACAAUUAGAAUUUAUACCAUACGGGAAAGCUACGACUGUGAAAACCGAUAAUGGGUAUGAAUUUAUGUGCCAACAUGGACCUGUCGAAUGUGGAGCGAAUAUUAUUCAUGCAUGUUCCAUAAAUAUCCUAAAGAAUACUUCCAUUCAGUUAGAAUAUUUAUCUUGUAUGAUUAAAAACAACAUAGUACCAUGUUUUAUUGAAAAAAAAGGCAAAGAACUUUUGGCUAAAUAUGGAGAAUUAACAAAUGCUUUAACACCACAAAUUUCUUUCAUACCAACUGUUGUGUUAAAUGAAAGUUCUGAGAAUCAGGCAAGGAUAUUAAAAAAUUUACUACAAGAAGUGUGCCUACAUUUUAAAAUACUGCCAGAAGGUUGUAUAUUCUAAAGACAUACAAAAUAUUUACAAAACAUACUUCCCUGACAGAUAUGCAUGAAAUAUAGUAUUUUUUACAGAACUUUUUAUGCAUUUAAUGAAUGUUAAGAUUUAAAUAAAAAAUGUCUUCUAAAGUUUUAUUAACAAAAAGAAGUGAAAUUAAAAAUGUUAAUUUAAUUGAUUAAAUGAAUCAAGGAAGGACAUAUAUUUGUACUAAUAUGCAAUAGUUCGUAGAAUUAUUUAAGAAAUUUUUCAAUUUUAUUUAUUUAUUGAGAGAUUGAAAUUUUUGUAUUAUUUAAUGACAUAUAAUAGUAAUAUUGACUAAAAAAAUUCCAAAAUGAAAAAUCUAUGUUAUUAGCCCCUAAAUUACAUUUUAUGAUUAUUAAUAAUAAAUUAAAAUAUUUUAUUGUACUAUUUCUAUUAAUGAUAUAUAUGUAUAUAAAUAUCAAAAUUUGUUCAAAACGUAAUACUAUUUUAAUUUGAAACUGUAUUAUUAUAAAAUAAUAAUAUUAAUAAUAGUAAUAAAAUCAGUAAUACUUGAUUGCUCAGUUAUAAUGCAUUUUACACGCAUAUUGGAAUUUAUAAAUGGAAUAAAUUAAGUAAAUUAAUUCAACACGUAGAGUGGUAAUAUACAAAAAAAAUCAAUUUUGAAAAACGGAAAAACUUAUUCUCAUGUUUGAAAAAACAAGAGUUAAUCAAUACUUUAAUGUAUGGGAACAAUUUAUUAACUUAAUAUCAACACUUUAUACAAACUGUGUCGCUUCGUCAUGCACGAUAAGUGAAAUAUGCCUUUGAUAUGGCGGAAAAUAUCUCGCAUAGAAUAGAAAUUAUGAAUGUACAAAUCUCAAACACAGGAGAAAAGAAAUAUAGCGAAUAUUUCUUCUUUAGCCGAAUGAAUAAAUACAUUUAUUUGAAUUAUUUUUCAGAGAUAAACAUCAAAAAUAAAUAACUUCUUAUUCACGUCACGACGGAAUUUCGUAAAUAUCAUAUUUUAAUAUUUCAUAUAAUUUCGAAGAAAAGACUGAGAAUAAGAGGUGACUGAAGUAGAAUUUUCACUAUUUUAUUUGCGAGGAACAAAUGUUUUGAGAAACGACGUUUGAAGAAACGAGAACACGAUUUUGUAAUAGAUCUCAAGCUUUAGUUAUUCUUGAGAUACAAUACUGAUUUUUCUUUUUUUAAACUUAAUAUCGGUUCUUAGCGCUCGCUGUGAAGAACUUCUGUAAAAUUAUAGUUUAGACUAUGAAUGUAUAACUUUUGCGACACGAAUAUAAAAUUAAUAUUAAAUAUUGGAAUAUAUUUUUUUAACUUAGACUUAAACACUAACCGUCAAUGAUCGAUGAAACGAGCAAUAACUUGUUUAAGCAUUUAAAUAGAGAUGUUUUUUGAGUAAGUUCUAUAUCACCAUUUACAAAAGGACUUUAUCAUGAUUCCUCUUUCCAUUUUUUUGCAUCUUUACAAAGUGAGAACAUUUUCUCCGUAAACCGCUAAAUUUUAACUUUAUGUUCACAAUAACGAUAACAGCUAUCAGAACGAUCGCAAGUGAAGUAAAAUAGUUUUAAGAGCUCUCUUUUUGCGAUUCGUAUGCCUUAUAUCUUUAUAAAAGGCUUUCGAACCGAUGAAACUUCAUAGAUAUGUUAACGCGAAUCUUGACAGUGAAUUAUACACAUAGAUUUUUAGUUUGUCGGCAAACUAUUUCUAGAUGCCAUUGAAAAUGACGAUGAAGAUAAAAAUGGCUGAAACGAGAGGUCCAUUGGUUAAUGAAGGAAACGAAUUGAGUAGUUGUGACCUAAAAAUGAGGAUACAUUUAUUUUGUCUUUUUAUGAUCAAUGCGAUCUAGGUCACCAGAAAUACAAGUACUUCUCAUUUUGUUCACUUCAAUAUUAAAUAAUAAAGGACUGUGGAGGAAUUCUUUCUUCUUUUCUUCCUUUUUUUCGUAAAUUAGUUUAUAUAUAUAUAUAUACA